This is a messenger RNA of Parnassius apollo (apollo), 3702 nucleotides long. NCBI's taxonomy places the organism in Eukaryota, Metazoa, Arthropoda, Insecta, Lepidoptera, Papilionidae. The record is from the annotation of a GenBank genome assembly.
AUGGCGGUGUUACUAAUCGUUAUGGUUGUGAUAGUAGGUAGUAUGUCCAAUCCUAGCGAAGAGAUGGCGCUGGUGAAUAUAACAAGAUUUGCUUCUGGUGAUCUCUUUUCACUAAUUGGACCUGAUUGCGGUCUAACUCGCUGUAUGGAAGUGUCCCACGGCACCGCAUUAGCCGCAAUGGGUGUUGUUGGUGGCAACGGGUGCUCUUGUCAAUGCCGUAGAGAGACUCCCACUUUUAGAGAAGAUCAGCGGAUUUGUGUUAACCAUAUUGAUGAGUGUCAAAUGGCUAGUUACGGGCGCGGUGCAACAAAACCUCAAAUCCCUUUCGUUUUUUUGCCCUUGAAGGGACAAAUUGUAUAUCCAUCAAAAGAAAUUAUUUUUUCAGAUGUGGAGGAUGCAGUUUGUGCGGUUACAAGUGCACAGUAUCUGUCGCCGUCGGGCUGGGUGACUGUUCGGGACCUACUAGAUAAUGACGUACCUUUUGGGCUCUACCGAGAUGAGGGCAGUACAUAUUUACAGUGGCGGGGCUCAACAACCCUUCAUGAUCGACUCGAAGGCCGACUGGUAGCUGUCCACGUGCUGUGCUCGGCGCCCACUUCUACACGACUGACCGGCUCCUGCGCUGCCUUCCGUGUCGCUGGUGCCAUGCACAACACCAUACUUGAUGUCCGUUCGAUCCCUUUUCACGCAGGUGAAAUAGUUAACGUUGAACAGGGCAAUCAAACUAAAGGGCUUAGUGUUCUGGAAUCGCUGGCUGUCGGUGUUUGCGUGCUAAUGCUCAUCUUCGUGUAUGCAGCUGGAAUAAUUUUUUAUAUACAUUACAAACAGAAACAAAAACGAAAGGGAGUAGAUAUGGAAAUGAAUUUAUCUAAUACCACAUCCACGGAAAAUAGAUCAAGUAUAGAGUCUCGCAUCGAUAUGGAAAAUGUGAGAAUGAAGUCAAAUCCUUUAUUAAACUUAAACGAUUUACGUGGAGACUUUUACCAUGAUCCUGGUUUAUCUGAUGUAAGCGAGCUCACCGACGAUACUAAAGUGUCAUCACAACACUUCCAGAAAUUUCAGGGUAUGAAUUCAAAUAUCGUUUCCGCUAUGGUCCAUAGUCAUCGAAAAAAACCAUCUAGACCAUCAAUACGUACAUCGACGCCAGAAAGAGUCACCGAUCGCUUGCAACGACGUUCCGCGUCGCCCGAACUAGAAAAAGCACCACAUUCUGAUUUAUCUAUCAUUGAUUGCAGCGUUGAAAGUAGUACGGUGGCGUGUCUUAACCCACCUAUAAAUGUGGAGCCAGUUAUUCGAAGAAAACUUUAUUUUAAUCCAGUGUUCUUUGAAGCUGAACAUCUGAAGAAUCCACCGCCUGCAGCGAUUGAAUUUUUGAUAAAAAUUCGUGAAAUCAUGGCUAUUGCGAAAGAGAAGAUGUUGUCAAAGAGAUUUAUUCCAAUGUUAUCCGACAUACCUGAGGAAGAACUAUACCAUACUGUCGAUCUAGGCUGGGAUAUACCUUGUGCGCGUCGCGCAAGACGAUUUAGUGUAGUAAGCCUAAAGAGAGAAAACAGUAGACGAGCAAUGCACUGCGGAGGUUGCCCCGGGUGCGAUAGUAGCGAUAAGUCGCAAAAAGCACCGGGUUUAACUAGAUCAAACUCUUGUAAAACUUGCGUUAGUGAUGAUUACAAGCAACGAAUAGUUCAAAAAUGGUUGGAUGAGGUUCCUUUACCACCACAAACCAUAAAACCUGCUAAAUCUGUAGCUAAAGUCAAUGGAACACCACGAUUUGUAGAGUCGAAAAGGAAGGAUGAUGCUCGUCUUAAUCCAGAAAUACCUAUCAAUGAUGAAACAAUGACUACACACGAUUCUCAGAUAAUAAUGGAAUCAUUUGUAAAGGAACACUUGAAUGAUCUUCGUAUUAAAGAAAGUACCGAAAGACGGGAUCUAGAGAAUCUAGGGCGUCAAGGUAUUUCUUACGAAGAUAGUAAUCGAAGCGAGAAAAGGCCUUCAAGCAUGAAAAUGCAAGAAAAUAAAAGCCCGUUAAGUGACACAAAAAAGCGUGUCAUAAGAAAAAAAUUACCGCCUCCACCACCACCUCCAGUUAAUAUGUCAGAACAAUCUAAGACAAAAGAUGAAGAACCUGUUUUAAUUGAAGUUAAAAAGAAAAUGGAAGAGGUAAUAAAGGAACUGAACAAAUGUAAGCGACCAGAAGAAUGUCAAUUGCAAGAAUUAAGUAAAUUAACUUUAUCUCCUAAGGCAUCCAAAAUUAUCAUACCAGUGAUUGCAGCCGAUUCACAAUAUUAUAGUGAUGACAAUAUGUCAACAAACAUUCGCAAGAACACUCCACUGAACGAAAUGCAAAUUGACUUCGAUAGUUUAGAGAGAAGUUUAUUAAAACGUCGAAGAUUUUCCUUGGAUUUUGGUUCUGAGUUAAUUAAAAAUGAGCACAGCGUUCAAAGAAAUACAAAACCAUCAAGACAGAGCUUAUCGAGAAGCUGGAAAGAUAUAAAGAAAACAGUUGACUCUCAAAGUUUGCAGACAAAUAAUUUAGAGUGUCAUAGUUCCAAUGAGUGCAAUAGUAAAGAUGUGUUAAUUAAUUCUAUAGAGCCACUAUAUAACAACAUUGAAAAACCAGGCCCCUUAACAAUAGAAGUGCGUGGAUCGCCUGUUGAAAACAGACAAAAAAUUUACGACAAUUUUGAUCCUGAUACUCUUGAUAGAAAACCCAAACGUGAAGUAAAGAAACCUAUGGAAAAGAUUUUAUUGAAGUCAGGUGGAAGUUUCAAACACAAAAUAUUACCUCAAAAUGGCUUUGAAUUAAAACAAGAAGAUAGAAAGACUCCACCCGAGGCUGUGUUUACAAGAAAAAUAGGUAGUUUGAGACAAAUAUAUGAAGCUAAAACAAAGGCUAAGGAUUGUGAUGUUCGACCAUUUUAUGAAAGACGUGGUAGCGUCCCAUACGGAAAUCAGGAGAUAGCAGCAUUUAUGAACUCUAUACGGCCCUUAGAUUUUAUACGGCAAGUAGAAUACCAUAAUGAUCCAAAGCCACCUAUACCACCAAAGCAAAGACGAGGUUCUGAGAAGUACAGUCCACCAAGCGAAAGACAACGAUUUGAAGAAAAAGAUAGAAUAGCACAAUACAUUAGAAGCGACAAUAUGUACGUACGUCGCUCUGGGCGUCGUUCUUCUAGAAUGCGAUCGAGGAGAGUUGAUUUAAAGAAACUGUGCCGCACUGAGGAUUCAGGUUAUUUAAGCACAGAUUCAAACGAGUCCAAAUGCAGAGCUAGAUAUUUGAUGCAAUUGCGGCCAAAAUUCUCUCCACCUGAACCUGCCCCAAAACAAACGACUGCGCACGUUAGAACGUUAGCCCUACAAAUAGAAUCAGACACUGAUGACAUGGAAUCUUUAUGCGACGGACGAAGCGAGUCCGGUGGAGAAAGCGUUGAAACCGAUUCUGUAUUCUUCGGUAAUUUCGAUGAGUCGAAAGAGUUGUACGCUGAAUUAGGUAUGUGCAGUUACGAAACACAAGAUAUAUUGGCACACUGUCAAGAUCUAACAGACUCGGGAUACACCGGUGAGACGAACAUAACGCUCAGUGGAGACAGCGAUUCUGAGCACAGGAGCGUUAUAUCUAUUAUUACAGGUCAUGACGGCCGGACUUCAGUUGCCUCUAUUACCAAAAUGGAUGAUUCGCCAUAUGUACAGUCAGUUGAAUGUUAA